Messenger RNA from Laetiporus sulphureus 93-53, 2719 nucleotides. RefSeq lists its product as uncharacterized. Gene Ontology annotation, biological process: intracellular signal transduction; mitotic cell cycle. The coding region runs from base 67 to 2583 and encodes 838 amino acids. The transcript has 6 exons. The record is from RefSeq and is a predicted model, not a curated record. NCBI's taxonomy places the organism in Eukaryota, Fungi, Basidiomycota, Agaricomycetes, Polyporales, Laetiporaceae. Gene Ontology annotation, molecular function: histone H3T3 kinase activity. Gene Ontology annotation, cellular component: cytoplasm; nucleus.
CGCGGCUCUUACACGUGUGCUUCUUGCGGUGUGCCCCCAUCUUCUGGUCCCAUUUCCCGGCUCAUCAUGCUAGGCGCCAGGACGAAACAGGUCUAUGCAUACGGGCGACGUGGAUCCAGAAUCGUGAAUGUCUCUGACGACCGUGACAAUGCGGUCAAAGACAACGUCGAAACCCGCAGGCAAGACGACGACUCUUCUAGCGAUUUCGGCUCAUCGCCCCUCGAAACAAAUAAGAGAACUCUGAACUCGCAUCGAGGGACCUCUCCAAUACCAUUACGGCUAGGUCUGGCACCUAUUGAAAAGAAGAAACCAAAGAAACCUGGACGGCCGAGGGAAUCUGCUGUCUCCAAACCUCGGAAGCCCUUCGAUCCAUACCAAGAGAGAAAGGCGGAACCUGCCGGUUCUAAACUAGAUCGUAUAGCAAACAUACAGAACCCUGUCGGCCCUAGCACGCGAAAAGCGAGAAAAUCUUCAAUCGCAGUGUCAAAGCUUGUCAAGCAGAAAUCGCCAGUUCUUGCCCGUCGCCCUCUUCAUCCGCUCCCUCCCAGUGCACUGAACUCUCCGGUCGUUUCCACCGCACUGAAAAAGACGCGAAAUCCAGUCGGGAAAGGCUUGCCGUACGCUCCCCGCUCUCCAGUUGUCGAUGUUGAUAUCUUCGUCCUGGACCCCUCCGGACGCAGAGUGAGCCGCGAGCGGCGGGUCUCCAGGUCAGGCGUACAGGCCAACUGCUUAGCAGGGCCGUCCAAUUGGAGAGAUACUAAGCUACUUAUCGAUCUCGCGGAGGACUCAGACGAAGGAGUCCCACCGGCGAAGCGCAGAAAGGCACCUAUUUUGACCAUAAUUUCUUCAGACGAAUCGGAUGAAGAAUCUGACAUGGGCAAGAAGCUGCCAGGUCUUAAGCUUUCAGUGAACGAUGAAGACGAUGAUCCCCCCAUCCGCCCUCCAAGGGCUCGAGCUGCGAAAGCAAGACGCCGCAUCAACAUCAUAGCAUCUCCGGAGACUUCACCGUCUCCGCCUCAAGUUCUGCCGCCCAAAGCAAAGGCCGCUACCUCUUCAAAAGCCCGCGGCCUUCCGGAACCUGCGCCAGAAUUCGUGCUAUGGACACCACGCCCGGCUCACGCUGAGCCAGCAGCGCCCGCUUUCCCCACUCUCAUCUCUCAACAUACUAAGGUGAGACAGCUCACCCCGAUCCGGCGACGCCCAGGGCACAUCCCCACCUUCCUCGCACCGCCCUCUCCUCCCUCACCCACUACUCCCACGGACCUCGACCUUUCCCUUGAUUUCGAUGAGCUCUCGCUCUUAGACGCCGACCUCAAGCGCGCAGAGUCGAUCGGGUUGUAUGCGGCGCCCCCGCCGGCUUUCAUCCGGCCGCUACUGGACGAGUGCGCUCAGCGGACACCACACGAGUUCUCCGCAUUCAUAGAGACGUUUCCGUUUGACCCGAUCGUAUACGCGGAGGGGACCGCGUCAGCAUCUGCGCAGUUCCAGAAGAUCGGCGAGGCAUCGUAUUCGGAGGUGUUUGGCAUUGGAGACGUUGUGUUGAAGGUUAUACCUUUGCGUGACGAGGAGAAGCAGGCUCAUGGCAGAGCGUUUGUUGACGAGAGCCUGGAUAUACCUGCGCCUAGUGACGCUAAGGACGUCUUGAAGGAGAUCAUCGUCACAAGAGCUAUCGGAGACAUCUGCGAUGGCUACGUCAAGUUGCUCCGCACGUACAUCGUGCGUGGAAAAUAUCCAUCCUUGCUGCUGGACCUGUGGGACGAGUACAACGAGAAGAAGGGCAGCGAGGCCGUCAGACCUGAUGGGUUUAGCGUAUCCCAAUUGUACGCGAUCAUCGUACUGCCGAAUGGCGGUCCGGAUCUCGAGGCGUACACAUUCAAGACGGCGUCCAAGACCGGCUGGACACAGGCAUGCAGCCUGUUCUGGCAAGUCGCGCGCGCGUUGGCAGACGCGGAGGAACUUGUUUGUUUCGAGCACCGUGACCUCCACUGGGGCCAGAUUCUAGUGAAAGAUAUCCCCGUCACAUCCAAACCCACCCGCAAGACUACCAAGAAAAUGCCGAUGGACGACGAGUGCCACGGCGUGGAGGUCACCCUGAUCGACCUCGGGCUGGCGCGUAUGAAUUCAUCAGACAAGGGCGUUCACUGGACGCCAUUCGACGAGGAGAUCUUCGAGGGACAAGGUGACUAUCAGUUCGACGUGUACAGGAUGAUGCGCGAGCAUAAUGGGAAUUCGUGGCGGGAGUUCCGCCCGUUCACGAACGUCAUGUGGCUGCACUACCUGGCGCUCAAGCUUUUGCAUAGCAAGCGACUGCGCGCUCCGCCUGCACCGCGGAAGAACGCCGCGCCCAAAGCCGUCACGAAGCCCGCUCACACUGAACGCGAAUGCUACGAGUGCCUCGUCGAGAUGCAGGCGGUGCUGGCGGACUGCCUCGAGUCGUGCAAGCCGCCGCGCGCCGCGAAGAGGGGCAGGCGGAAGACGCAGGUCCCGGUUAAGGUGAUUGCGUCGACGAUGCUUGAGAGUGCGGGUGAUGUCGUGCAGCUCGCUGUGGAGAGGGGAUGGAUUGAAGGAGAUUGCGAGCAGUAGGUUUACGGAGUACGACAUUGUGUGGUCGCUGCGCUGUCCAGUCUGUACGGAUAGGAGGCUCGAACAUUGAAUAUUGACCGACAAAUGCGAUCGCAGAAAUAUAUCAUUGGGCCCGCUAAUGGAAGCCCGAAGCCCG